GCUGUGGCCGCUGAAGCUCGCGCGGCGCUCGCUGAGGCCGCGGUUACGCAAUUGCAAAGCGUGAUUCGGACCGUUUCACACGCUCUCAACAGCGUUGAGCUGCCUUCCGCCACGCGCAACGCUGGCGGCGCGGCUGCUGAUGCCGCGCCUGCCCCUGCCGCUGCUGCGCCUGCUCCUGCGCCUGUGGCUGCUGCUGCUGUCGCGCCUGUUCGCGCUGAUGAGGACAUGUCUGAGAGUGAGGAAGAGGAGGUGGAGCGGCCGCCCAAGAAGUCCAAGCACGCCAAGAAGUCCCAGCCUCGCGCUGCUGCCGCCACUGCUCACGGCAAGGGCAACAGCAAGGGCAACGGCAAGGGCCACGGCAAGGGCGGCAACGGCAAGGGCACGCUGGGGGCCAAGGGCGGUGUUGAGAAGGGGAAGGGGGAGCGGAUGAUGCGGAACUUCCCCUGUUCCCAUACUGAGUACCAGCGGCGCUUGGCCAACAACGAGUGCUUGCGUUGCGGGAGCAAGAAACACAUGGUGAAGGUCUGCCGGUCGGUCGCUGGUGAGCUGUGGGUGCCUCCUGAGGAGGCCGCCCAGCCGAUCGUUGGCUAGGGGGUUACCCAGGCUGGUGUUGAGGGGUCACCUCCUGGGCGUCUUUCACCUGCAGCGCUCGACGUCUGUCCUAGUCGUGCGGUUAGGGCUCUGUUGCCUACUGUGCUUGAGCAGGUCGAACAGUUGGUGGGACGCCGUUUCUCGUUUGAUGCCCGCGUUGCCUGCGCUGGGUUCGCUGUUGCAUGUAAUCUGUUCAUGCCGCGCGGUCGUCCUCUGUCCUCUGUCAGCCUAGCUCGGCACACUGUCCUGUUUACCCCUUCCACGCUGCAUGAGUUUCAG
Astrephomene gubernaculifera is the source of this 870-nucleotide messenger RNA. The record is from the annotation of a GenBank genome assembly. NCBI's taxonomy places the organism in Eukaryota, Viridiplantae, Chlorophyta, Chlorophyceae, Chlamydomonadales, Astrephomenaceae.